UCCCACCGUGGUGACGUCACCAGAAACACGUGGGUUUGUUAUUGCAGGAAGUGAAGAUGGCGGCCCAGUCGUUUCUCUCCGAGUCUGUGCUCGGGUGGUCUAUUUUCACCUUUAUACUUUUGUUAAUCCUGGCUUUCUGUUGGGUCUACAUUCGGAAAUUCCAAAGUCGUCAGGAGAGUGAAGUUGUUUCAACUAUCACAGCAAUAUGUGCACUGGCCAUUGCUUUGAUAACGUCUGCACUUCUACCAGUGGAUAUAUUCCUUGUUUCAUUCAUGAAGAAUCCCAACGGUACCUAUAAGGAAUGGGCAGCAAACAAUGAGACAAGAGGGCAAAUUGAAGACACUGUUCUUUAUGGAUAUUACACACUCUACUCCAUCAUUCUAUUCUGUGUCUUCCUAUGGAUCCCCUUCGUUUAUUUCUACUAUGAAGAAAGGGAUGACGACAAUGGGAACAAAUGCUCGCAAGUGAAAAACGCUCUGAAGUACACAAUUGGAUUUGCCAUUGUCUGCGUGGUUCUCCUAUUAAUUGGAGCCUUCGUUCCACUCGAGGCCCCACCUGGCCAGAAUUCCACUCAAUGGGAGAAAGUACAAUACCUUUUUGAGGAGCUUGGGAGUAGUCAUGGUCUACCUGCUCUGUCUUUCUCCAUCAGCACCUUGACCUUGAUUGGCAUGUUGGCAGUGAUCACUUACACGGCAUACGGUAUGUCUGUACUGCCUCUGAAUCUGAUAAAAGGCACACGGAGUGUGGUGUAUGAGCGCCUCGAGAACACAGAGGACAUUGAUGAUGUUGAGCAUCAGAUAGAAAAGCUGAAAUCCAAGUGUAAAGAUGGACGUCCCCUUUCUUCAAGGGACAGACACAACCUGCAGGAGCUGGAGGGCAAACUGCAGGUCCUCCAGCGCAGGGGGAGACACCUGGAAAUUGCAGAGAGGAACUGCUGCACUAAAGUGGGCAGUGCUCUCAGACCUUUCAAGAUAUUGUUGGGCAUUUUCUUCAUUCUGGUUGCACUGCUGUUCACUGUUGCCUUAUUCAUUUCAAAUUUGGAUAAAGCUCUCCAUUCUGCUGGCAUCAGCUCUGGGUUCAUAAUCUUUGGCACAAACCUAACCAAUCCUCUGAAUGAACUUCUAUUAGCCUUACAACCUGUUUUCCCACUGGAUUAUAUCUUGAUCACAGUCAUCACCAUGUACUUUGUACUCACAUCAAUGGCUGGCAUCCGCAACAUGGGCAUCUGGUUCUUCUGGAUGAGGCUAUACAAAAUAAGACCAAAGAGAACUCGUCCCCAGGCUCUUCUCUUCCUCUGCAUGAUUCUUCUCUUGAUUGUCCUUCACACCAGCUACAUGAUCUACAGCCUAGCCCCACAAUAUGUCAUGUAUGGAAGCCAGAAAUAUCUUGUACAGAGUCCGAUGCCCUCAGCAGGUGCUACAUCUGGGAAUGCUACAUUUGGCACCACAAGGAUCUGUGAUGCUGACGCGCCUGAGGACCAGUGCACAGUGACAAGAUCCUAUCUCUUCCUCCACAAGUUCUGGUUCUUUAGUACCAUCUACUACUUUGGUAACUGGGCCUUUAUUGGGGCUUUCCUCAUUGGUCUGGUGGUGUCCUGCUGCAGAGGGAAGAAGUCUGUGAUUGAAGGAGAGGUGGAGGCCGAUGACUCAGACAUAAGUGAUGAUGAAUAUGUGCACUGAAAAUCAGUAUUCACUUGAUCAGGUUUGUAGAUAUGCCAACCUUAAGUUAAAGGGACUAGUUUCAUAAACAAACAAAUGACUGUCAGUAAUUUGUCAUAAUUUAAUUAAUUGGUCUUAAGGAGUUAUUGCAGUGGUGUCGUGUGGAUUCCAGCCUUGUUUUCAGUUGACGCAUCUCCCCUUAAUGAGAGCGCUCAGACUGUCUUUCUCACUCAAUAUUAUUGAUGACUUUGGGAUUCUGGGAGUGUCCUCCAACUCAAGCCUACCUUGAGAAUUGACUUCUCAACAGUUUGAAGCUGACACAAAUUGGUCAUUUUUCUACUGGAGGAGACACAUUAUUGUGGCAGCCUAGACAGGGUCAUAUGCUGCUUCAAAACCUUGUCUAAGCUUUAUUUGGGGACAGAGCUUAGACAUAAACUGAGUUUUUUCCAUUCUCUAAGCACUUUCUAGACAUUUUACAGUUACUUUACGACAAUAUGUAUAGUUUGCUUUAGUAUACCUUUUAAGAUAAAAUACUGACAACUAUUGAGUCUACAUGAACUGUUUUGCCUGCUUGUUUUCUGAAAAGCUAAUCGGUAUGAAAAUAAUGAUUCAUAAGUGUUGACAGCAGUAAUAUUUCCAAAGUUUAUUUGGCUUGUUCUUUUCUGAGGUUACAUAUAUUGCUAGUGGAUGUGCUGCUUUUUCCUCCUGCAUCUAGUUCUUUGCAGUUUCAGACCAUUAUUUAAGCAAAUGUUAUUGUACUUGUAUACCUGCACUGUGUGUGAAAUGUACAGGACCAAUUGUGGCUGUAGUGUUUUCAAGGAUUCAGUUAUUCUUGGUUUUUAUUAAAUAGGUUAAACAGCUUUUUGCUAAAAUAGAAGAAAAAAAAAGAAUUAAUCAAAGAUAUGGGUGUCAUUUUCUUUUAAUUAAGGAUACUUCUCAUUUUCAGCAGCAGACUUAUAACAUAUAACUAUUAAUGGCUUCUUUCAGUCGUUAUAUUUAGUAUAUUUAGCAGUCUGUGUCAGAAUGAAUACAAACUGUUGAUUAAUUAAUCAUUAACAAAUUCACAGAUAACAUGAAUAUAAUAUGAAUAUGAGAAUGAAAUUUUUUUAAAUUUGGAAAACAAAUAUUUGUGCCUCAUGAAUGUAUUUUACCAUGAUGCGCGCACACUGCUGUAUAUGACAGCCUAAAUAGCCUAAAUUAGCCUCACAGAAAUCACCCUGAAUCUCUAUUAAUUUUUUUUUUCUUUUUUGCUUUGAGAUAUUAGUCUGUGUUUCUUUUGUUGAGAAUCACUGGAGCCAGCAGCUGGAAAUGUGGUUAGAUGAUGAUCACAGAAGCUGCAUCACAUGCUGUUGACAAUAUUGAAUGAUGCCUGUAUUUAAAGAAAUAAAACAAUUUUAAACACCCUAAGAAA
Seriola aureovittata is the source of this 3069-nucleotide messenger RNA. RefSeq names its product LMBR1 domain containing 1 (gene lmbrd1). Gene Ontology annotation, biological process: protein localization to vacuole. The transcript is spliced from 16 exons. The coding region runs from base 57 to 1679 and encodes 540 amino acids. Gene Ontology annotation, cellular component: vacuolar membrane. The record is from RefSeq and is a predicted model, not a curated record. NCBI's taxonomy places the organism in Eukaryota, Metazoa, Chordata, Actinopteri, Carangiformes, Carangidae.